Messenger RNA from Andrographis paniculata, 1126 nucleotides. RefSeq names its product translocon-associated protein subunit alpha-like. The record is from RefSeq and is a predicted model, not a curated record. The transcript has 8 exons. Bases 107 to 874 code for a protein of 255 amino acids. NCBI's taxonomy places the organism in Eukaryota, Viridiplantae, Streptophyta, Magnoliopsida, Lamiales, Acanthaceae. Gene Ontology annotation, cellular component: endoplasmic reticulum membrane; endoplasmic reticulum.
UUGCGACCGAUUUGGUCCACGUUUUAUAAGAGGUUUUUUCUUUCUUGCUCUUAUCGGACAUUUUUCCUUCUACUCUUGCGGGGGCGGUACUAAUAAAGAGUCGAAUAUGACGAUUAGGGUUUGGUUCAUCCUAUCUCUGCUAGUUUUUUCUGCGUCGUUUGCAAAAUUUGCAAGUUGUGAACCAGAUCCUGAUGCUGAUGUUGAUUCCUCUGAGGACACAGGAGAAGUUGGGAUUGUUGGAGAAGAUGUCCAAGAUUUCAUUGGAGGGAGCUAUAGUCCAGCACCGGGCGUGGAAACCAUUUGUGUUUUCCCACAAAACCCUUCAAAAUUGGUGACUGCUGGGGAAGAAAGUGAACUUCUAGUUGGAAUAAAAAAUGAGGGAGAAUCAAGUAUAAAAGUUAUUGCAAUUGAGGCCAGUGUGCACUUCCCUUAUGAUCACAAGUAUUUGGUUCAGAAUCUUUCCGCCCAGGGUUUUAACAAUGCAUCAGUUCCUCCAUUGGCCCAAGCAACUUUUCCCUAUAUAUUUGGUGUUAGCAAGUUCUUGCAGCCUGGUGCCUUUGAUCUUGUCGGGACUAUUGUCUAUGAGAUUGAUCAGAAUACUUAUCAGAGUACAUUCUACAAUGGAACAAUUGAGGUUAUUGAAGCAGGUGGCCUGCUCAGCGUUGAGUCUGUUUUCUUGUUUUGCCUCGGCGUAGCUCUUCUUACCCUUCUUGGGUUUUGGAUACGCGGACAAGUUCAAAAUUUAUCUAAGAAAACCAAGAGGGUUGCAAAGGUUGAAGUUGGAACUGGGACUACUAACGCAUCCAUGGAUGAGUGGUUACAGGGCACUGCAUUUACUCAAUCUGCUUCCAUCAAAUCAAAGAAGAAGAAGUAGAUGCAGGCUCGAAUGUUUUGACUGUGGCAGAGAGAGGUAAUGGUUCUUGCAACAAAGUAUGGGGAAUCAACAUUCGGAACGGGCAGGUAAUGUUUCUGGGGUAGUUUGUGUAGUACCUUACCCUGUUGUUGUAGCAUGAUAGCUGAAUUUUCGAUCUGAGCACACACUGGUAUUAAACUUAGAGUCAGUUUUCAAUUUAAGGCGACAGUUUUGGUACUUGAGCAUUGGAUGGAUUGUUUUCCUUUUCUUGUA